GUUCCGAAGUGAAUAACAUAGAAAGUUACUGUAAAUUAUAGGAUGAGAGCUUCUUCUUCUUCAUCAUCAUUUUUCUCUCACUUUUGUUCCGCCGCUCUCAGAGCUAAACCACUAGGAAAGUCAUCUGAUGUUGUCCGUACAAACUCCGGCGAAGGUCUCGUCCGCCGUCUUGGACCUUUUGACUUGAUUCUUCUGGGAAUUGGCGCUUCAAUUGGUGCCGGUAUCUUCGUCGUCACGGGCACCGUCGCUCGUGAUGCUGGUCCUGGAGUUACGAUCAGCUUUCUACUUGCAGGAGCAGCAUGUGUCCUGAAUGCCUUAUGUUAUGCUGAGCUAGCUUCUCGUUUUCCCGCGGUCGUUGGGGGAGCAUACUUGUAUACAUACACAGCUUUUAACGAGCUGACUGCUUUUCUUGUGUUUACACAAAUGAUGCUUGACUAUCAUAUUGGUGCUGCUAGUAUCGCUCGGAGCUUAGCAAGCUACGUUGUAAAUGUAUUAGAGCUCAUACCCUCCAUCAAGAAUAAUAUUCCAAAUUGGGUUGGACAUGGUGGUGAUGAUAUUUUUGGGUUUCUAUCUAUCAACAUAUUGGCCCCAAUCCUUCUAGUAUUUUUGACAAUAAUCCUAUGCCGUGGUGUUGGAGAAUCUUCACUAUUAAAUACUGUCAUGACCAUUACCAAGGUAACUAUUGUUCUUGUGGUCAUCAUUGUUGGUGCUUUUGAAGUUGAUGAUUCAAACUGGUCACCUUUUGCUCCAAACGGUUUUAAAUCCAUGCUAACUGGAGCCACCGUAGCUUUUUUUGCGUAUGUUGGAUUUGAUGCCGUUGCCAAUUCAGCUGAAGAAUCUAAAAGACCCCAGCGAGACCUACCAAUAGGCAUAAUCGGGAGCCUUCUUGUUUGUGUUGUAUUAUACAUCGGUGUUUGCUUAGUUAUUACGGGCAUGGUACCUUACAAUUUGCUUGGCGAAGAUGCUCCCUUGGCAGAGGCAUUCAAAUCCAAAGGAUUAAACUCUGUAUCAGUCUUGAUCAGCAUUGGUGCGAUUGCAGGCCUUACAACAACUCUACUGGUUGGCCUUUAUGUUCAGUCUCGCUUGUAUCUUGGGCUUGGAAGAGAUGGUUUGCUACCUGCAAUAUUUGCCAAGGUUCAUCCAUCUCGCCACACUCCAAUUCAUUCUCAAAUCUGGGUUGGAAUUGUUGCCUGUAUUUUGGCUGGGCUGUUAAACGUGACUGUGCUAUCACAUAUUCUUUCGGUUGGAUCACUGGCAGGUUAUUCCAUUGUAGCAGCUUGUGUGAUGACUCUUCGCUGGGAAGAUAAGAUUGAUACCCAUGUCUCAACCAUCUCGAUGUCGAAGAGGAUAGAAGGCAUCACUUGCAUAACUGUGAUUGCUUGUUGUGGUUUGGCUGCUGGAAUCUUUUACCGUUACAGUGUUUCAACUCUUGCAAAUAUAUUUCUUAUUUUACCCAUAGCUAUUGCAAUCGUUGCAGCUGCAGUACUUCAGUUUAGGCAGGUCUAUAAACAUCCACCUGGUUUCUCUUGCCCAUGGGUUCCAAUAGUGCCUGCUGUUUGUAUCUUCUUUAACAUAUUCCUUUUCGCUCAGCUUCACUAUGAAGCGUGGGUGAGAUUUGCGGUGCUCAGCAUUUUUGCUGUGUGUGUAUAUGCAUUUUAUGGGCAAUAUAACGCGAAACUUGUAUGUGAUGACACCCUUUAUUACCAUUUAGCACCAGAAGCUGAAGGUCAAUAGCAUUAAUGUAUGCGUAUUAUUGUAGUCUUAUAUGACGGAUGAAAUAUAGCCAUGUAAUGUAAAAUAUGUACCAUUUCUUCUUGUUAUUGGUUACGCGGGUCUAUUUUCUUCAAGUCAUUUAUCUAGUAAUGCAGACAUGUUCCGUUUCUUGUC
Molecule: messenger RNA, 1887 nt
Organism: Cynara cardunculus var. scolymus (artichoke)
Lineage: Eukaryota; Viridiplantae; Streptophyta; Magnoliopsida; Asterales; Asteraceae
Product: cationic amino acid transporter 9, chloroplastic-like
Exons: 8
Coding region: 43-1734 (563 amino acids)
Biological process (GO): transmembrane transport; amino acid transport
Cellular component (GO): membrane
Molecular function (GO): amino acid transmembrane transporter activity
Source: RefSeq, a predicted model, not a curated record